CAGACUCCAUCUACACAGACGACGGCGCGAGGCACGGCUGCGCAAAGUGAUUGUGGCUUAAAGUCGCGUGAAUUGCUGCAUUCGCACGAGUCGAAUCACAAGCGACUUUCGACAGCUGAGGUUUCAGCGGCUGCAAACCGAGCAACAGCCUGACACCUGCUGCAACGCAGAGCUAUGACGCGCUCGUUGAUGCUCAGCGUCGUGUUAGCAGCCGCAGUAGCACUGCAGCCUGCGCGACUACGCAACGCGGCAACAACGACUCGCCUCCACGCCGCGAACAUCCAGUACGGCGACACGGGCGGCGCCGCGUUGGUGCUCGACGACCUCUCGGUUCGAAGGGGCCCGGUCGAACUCGUCUCCGGCGCGACGUGGACGAUCAUGCCCGGCGAGCGCUGGGGCAUCGUCGGCCCGAACGGCGCCGGGAAGAGCACGCUGCUCGGCGCGAUCCUCGGGAUCCACGACAUGACGACGGGCCACGUCGCGGUGAAGACCGAUGCGGACGUCGGGUACUUAGAACAGACGGGCGUCGGCGGGAGCGACACGAGCGUGCGGACAGAAGUGAUGUCGCGAAUGGGGGCCCUGGCGGAAGCGCAGAAGGCCCUCACGGAGGCCACGGAGCGCGUCGAGGGCGGCGACUACUCCGAGGAGGCCCUCGAGGCGCUCGGCGAGGCGCAAACACAGUUCGAGGAGAAGGGCGGCUACACGGCCGAGGAGACCGUGUCCAAGGUGCUGGGCGGCCUCGGCUUCGACGUCAAGAAGGACCUGGACCGGCCGUGCUCCGACUUCAGCGGGGGGUGGCAGAUGCGCAUCGCGCUGGCGCGGCUCCUCCUCUCCGGCCCGGACGUUUUAUUCUUGGACGAGCCGACGAACCACCUGGACAGCGCGGCGCGGGCGUGGCUCGCGACCUACCUCGCGAGCUACGAGGGCACGCUGGUGCUCGUGAGCCACGACACGGCCAUGCUGAAACGCGCGUGCGACUCCAUCGCCGAGAUCACGGGCGACGCGCCCACCGCGGACAAGCCCGGCUCGGGCCGGCGCCUCGAGACCUACAAGUCCUGCAGCUUCGACCAGUGGCGCCAGCAGCGCGCCGAGCGCGCCCAGCGCUGGGUGUCUACUUACGAGAGGCAGAAGGAGGAGGAGCGGGACCUGGAGGACUUCAUCCGGCGCUUCGGCGCGAAGGCGUCCAAGGCGACCCAGGCCAAGGACCGCGAGCAGAAGCUCAAGCGCCUGCGGGAGGAGAUGGUCGACCGGCCGCCGCGCGACGUCAUCGACCUCGCGGCGACGCUCGCCGACGAGGUCGAAGCCUUGAAGCGGGCGCAGCGCGACGGCGCCCCCGAGGAGAACCUGGGCGACACGGUCGCGUCGCCGCUCUUGAAGGUGCGCGGCGGGCCGGUGCUGCGGCUGCCGUCGCCGCCGCCGUGCGGCGCGCGGCCCGUCGCCCUGGCGGGCGCGGACGUGGGGUGGCCGAACGAGGGCGAGACGCUCGCGCGGCGCGCGCGGCGCAGCGACGACGAAUUGGACCUGGAGGAGAUCGAGGACGCGACGGUCAUCGUAAAGAACGUCGACCUGACCAUCGAGCGGGAGAUGCGCCUCGUGGUCCGCGGCGCGAACGGCGCGGGCAAGUCGACGCUCAUCAAGGCCCUCGCGGGGGCCAUGCCGCUCGUCGGCGGCGAGCGCAUCGAGGACGACCGACUCGCGUUGGGCUACUUCCGCCAGGACCUCUCGCAGGAGCUGCCCCAGGACAAGACGGCCCUCGAGGUCGCCGUGGAGACGGCGCGGCGCGACGGCGACGACAUGACGAGCGAGCAGCGCGUCCGGGAGGUCCUCGGCGCGCUGGGCCUCAAGGGCGAGAUGGCGCUGCGCCUCGUCGGCUCGCUCUCGGGCGGCGAGAAGGCGCGCGUCGCGCUGGCCUGCUUCGUCCUGACGCCGCAGAACGUCCUGAUCCUCGACGAGCCGUCGAACCACCUGGACGUGGACACGGUCGCGGCGCUCGCGGGCGGCCUCAACGCGUUCGAGGGCGCGAUCGUCGUCAUCUCCCACGACCGCGCCUUCGUCGAGGAGCUGCGGCCGACGCACGUCCUGACGGUCGCGGACGGCGCCGCGACGCUCGAGAAGCGCGAGCUCGUCGACGCGGAUUGGGACGUGUCCUCCAUCGACGAGCGGGGCGCGAUCAUCGAGGAGGCGACGGCGGAGCCCGCGGUCGCGGCGCCGGUCGUCGUCGUCGAGGAGGACGCGGCGACGCGGAAGAAGCGGCACAACGCGCCGCGGCGCAUGGCGAAGCUCGAGGACCUGAUCGCGGAGGCCGACGCCGCGAUCGCGGCCGUCGACGACGACAUGGUCGCGGCGGGCGCCGACGUCGGGAAGGCCGUCGACCUGCAGAAGCGGCGCGACGCGCUCCAGGCGGACCUGGAUGGGCUGUGGGCCGAGUACGACGAGCUGGACGCGCUGCUCGCCGUGGCGGCGUGAGUAAGUUGGAUCUGUGAA
Molecule: messenger RNA, 2484 nt
Organism: Pelagomonas calceolata
Lineage: Eukaryota; Pelagophyceae; Pelagomonadales; Pelagomonadaceae
Source: the annotation of a GenBank genome assembly